This is a messenger RNA of Sardina pilchardus (European sardine), 1062 nucleotides long. Its product is annotated as adenosine receptor A1-like. The coding region runs from base 1 to 1062 and encodes 353 amino acids. Gene Ontology annotation, molecular function: G protein-coupled adenosine receptor activity. Lineage: Eukaryota; Metazoa; Chordata; Actinopteri; Clupeiformes; Clupeidae. Gene Ontology annotation, biological process: G protein-coupled adenosine receptor signaling pathway; vasodilation; adenylate cyclase-activating G protein-coupled receptor signaling pathway. Gene Ontology annotation, cellular component: plasma membrane. The transcript has 3 exons. The record is from RefSeq and is a predicted model, not a curated record.
AUGGACCCCCACACCACCCCAGCUCUGCUCCUCCCCGUGCCCAGCUCUGGUGCCUCCUUCCUGGGCAGCGCUGCGGCUCCGAGCCUCCCUGCCAACCUCUCCUCCUCCUCCUCCCCCGGUGCCGCGGAGGCCGAGGUGGUUCCGUCGCUCAACGUUCCGUACGUGGUGGCGGAGCUGGUCAUCGCCGUGCUGUCCACCGCCGGCAACCUGCUGGUGUGUGUUGCCGUGGGGAUCAACCGACGCCUGCGCACCGUCACCAACUACUUCCUGGUGUCGCUGGCGGUGGCGGACGUGUGUGUGGGCGCGGUGGCCAUCCCGUGCGCCAUCCUGACGGACCGCGGCGUCCCGCAACACCAGCUGUACCUGUGCCUGCUCAUGCUGUCCGUCCUCAUCAUGUUCACACAGUCCUCCAUCUUUAGUCUCCUCGCCGUCGCCAUCGAGAGGUACGUGGCGAUCUUCCUGCCGUUCCGGCACCAGCGCCUGAUGACCCCGCGGAACGCGCUGCUGGUCAUCGUGCUGACGUGGGUUCUGGCGUUCCUGAUCGGACUGGUUCCGCUGAUGGGCUGGUACCGCGCGCCGCCGCACUCGGGCCACUGCUUCUUCGUCUUCGUGGUGGACAUGACCUACAUGGUCUACUUCAACUUCUUCGCCUGCGUGCUGGCGCCCCUGGUGGUCAUGUUCCUCAUCUACGCGCGCAUCUUCGCCGUGGUCAAGCGCCAGUCGCGGCGCAUCGCUGCGGAGCGCGAGGCCGUGGCCGACAAGGAAGGAGCGGCGGCGGCGGCCCGGGCGGCGCAGAUGAAACAGGAAGUGCGGACGGCCACGUCGGUGUUCCUGGUGCUCUUCCUGUUCACGGCCUGCUGGAUCCCGCUGCACGUCAUCAACUGCUUCCUGCUGCUGUGUCCGGCGUGUCCCGUACCGCUGCCGCUGCUGCUGACCGCCAUCAUCCUCUCGCACGCAAACUCAGCCCUCAACCCGCUCAUCUACGCCUACAAGAUGAAGGCCUUCCGCCACGCAUUCACCGCCAUCUUCUGCUGCCGCAGGCUCACUGAGGCACCGGAGUAG